ACAACUGUCCACCAAAUGAAGACACUAAAAAUGUGGCAUUCCUUUCCUCACCGGAGGAAGAGGGACAGUGGUGCUGUGAGGAUUUAUCCAUGAGCAGUUCUGUGGGAUCCUCCUGUGGUUAUUUUCAUUCAGCUGACUCAUUUGUCCAGCACUGGUCUUUUAAAAAUUCAUAAAGGAUGCUUCAAAGGCAUUCAUUGUAAUGUCAUUAGUGCACAAGAAGCAGCACGGGGCAGGUAAGUGCAGCCAAUUUGGACUGGUGGAUACCAGUGGUUGCUGCUACAGUAAAAUAAGCACAACUGUGGCUUUCUAGGAAUGUGAUGGGUCUCAGCCCCACAGCAGCAGGGAUCUCUCCUGCCAGUGUUGGAGAUGCUGACAAGCUCAGGGCAACAGUGGGGUUUUGGCAAACAUGACAUUAAGUGGUUGCAUUAAGCGCACUUAAAUUAACAUUUGCUUUCUGUGGUGCUUUAAGCAGACAUUAAGGUGGAGUUGCACAUUACUGUUGAGCCAAUAUAAAGGUCAAAUCCCAUCAGAGAAGGUGGGAGCUCACACUCCCUCCUGUGGCCCCAUCUCCCUGUGCUAUCCCAGGGCCCAGCCAGCCUGCCGACCUGACAGAGAUGAGCCUGCUUUCUGUCAGCAGGGCUUUCUGCUGGUAUGGCCCUUCUCGAGGGUCUAACUCGGGGUCCAACAACUACUGAUGAUCUCUGCUGGAGGGAUGGAGCCGCCAACCACCUCAGGAUGUGCUGUGUAAAUCCUUCUGGGAGCGAACACAAGCUGACCUGCCAGUUGUUUGCUUUAGUGUUUGGAAGUUUAGCAAACAGAGUUUGAAUCUGCCUGCACAGAAAUUCCCUCCCUUUUAGUCACGGUGGGCCCAGCAGCAGGGUGUCGGGUCAGGAACCAGGACCUUUGCACAGCGAAUGUCAGUGCUUCCUUCCCCAUGCCUCACUUUUUCCUACUGUGAGAGAGAGACAGUAAUCACUUGGAAGAAUGUCACGACCUGAUUCAUCAGUGCACACAAAGCUCGGUCACAAAAAGGAAAGGGAAACCGAGAGAGGAUGAUUUGCUCCCUACGCCUCACUUGAGCAAUGGCCACCUCUCACAGAACUGAUAGAGAAUGCAGCUCCUGCAUCCAUGCUGACACUCCGUCUGAGGCUGGGGUCUGUCUCAGAGACCACACGCAGCCAGACAGAGCCGCGGGGCCUGGCUUUAGGCUGGCUGAUUAUCCUUUGAUGAACCCCAGACCUCCUUUUCCCUGCACAGUUCCCCCCAUUGGUGCAUCGCAGCCCAACUGCUGCCUGCCCGCAGCCUCGCAGACUCCUCCCAGGAAGUCCCAGCAGCAGAUGAAGCAUUCCGGGUCCAUGGAGAAGCCGGCAUUCAUGCAAGUUCAGCCCAGGCACCGGGGCCAGACUUCUGCAGCGUAAUGCAGCGUGGCCCAGCUUGACGUCUGUGCUGUGAGACAGCAGGAGCCGUGGCAUGCUCAGGAGAGCAGGACCGUUUCUGCGUCACUUCUUACUGGAGAGGAAUUGCAGCGCUGGAUAUAGUCCGUACUGCAGCGAGGCAAAAAUGUCAAGGCCAGUGCAAGCCCGGAGGCUGGAGGGAGUAGAUAAGAAUAUCUGGGUGGAGUUUGUAAAACUGGCUACCACCUACUCCACGGUGAACCUGGGCCAGGGCUUCCCUGACUUCCCACCACCAGAAUUUUUGAAGGAGGCAUUCAGCAGAGCUGUCAGCGGGGAGAAGCACAUGCUGCACCAGUACACCCGUGCCUUCGGCCACCCACCACUGGUGAAAAUCCUAGCCCAGCUUUUUGGGAAGCUGCUUGGACGAGACCUGGAUCCUAUGACCAAUGUGAUGGUGACUGUGGGGGCAUACCAGGCCCUUUUCUGCUGCUUCCAGGCUUUCAUUGAUGAAGGCGAUGAGGUGAUAAUCAUUGAGCCCUUUUUUGACUGCUAUGAGCCAAUGGUGAAAAUGGCUGGUGGGACACCUGUGUACAUCCCACUGAGACCGAAAGCUCCAAAAGAAGGAAAAUUGAUGUCGAGUGCAGAUUGGCAGCUGGACCCGGCUGAACUGGCUUCUAAAUUCAGUGAGCAGACAAAAGCCAUCGUCCUCAAUUCACCCAACAACCCGCUGGGCAAGGUGUUCAGCCGAGGGGAGCUGGAGCUCAUUGCAGACCUGUGCGUGAAGCACGACGCCCUUUGCAUCAGUGAUGAAGUGUACGAGUGGCUGGUGUACGACGGGAAGGAGCACAUCCGCAUCGCCAGUCUGCCAGGGAUGUGGGACCGCACAGUGAUCAUCGGGAGUGCUGGAAAAACCUUUAGUGUCACUGGCUGGAAGGUGGGUUGGACUGUGGGAUCCAACCGGCUGCUGCAGCACCUGCGUACCGUGCACCAGAACUCAGUGUACCACUGUGCUACAGCUGCACAGGACGCUGUGGCUCAGGGUUUCCAGAGGGAGCUUGAACACUAUGGGAAACCAGAUAGCUACUUUGUCCAGCUGCCCAGAGAGCUGCAGCAGAAGAGAGACCAGCUGGUCCAGAGCUUGGUUGCGGUGGGGAUGAAACCCAUUAUCCCCGAGGGCACCUACUUCUUGGUGGCAGAUAUCUCCGAGUUCAAAUCUGAAGUCCCUGAUGUCCCCAACUCCAAUGAGCCCUACGACUCCAGAUUUGCAAAGUGGAUGGUCAAGAACAAGGGAGUGGCAGCCAUCCCACUCUCGGCGUUCUACUGUGAGGCCCACAAGGACAACUACAACAGUUUCAUCAGGUUCUGCUUCGCCAAGGAGGAUGCCACACUGAAGGCAGCAGAUGACAUACUGCAAAAAUGGAAACUGGAGAAAACUGCUCCCUGAAGGCACUGCGGAGGGAACCAGGCUCUUCAUGGCUGCACUUCUUCCUCUUCCUUUACUUGGCUACAAACUUUGCUACAUCCUGAUUUUUGUGCUUUCAACCACAUUUUCUGUCAGACAAGUGGGUAUGAGGUCUGCCAGGCUCAGGUCUGGGGGACACAGCUUUCACUGUGAAACAAUCGCAAGCAGCGAGCCUCCA
Phasianus colchicus (ring-necked pheasant) is the source of this 3034-nucleotide messenger RNA. It is a transcript of the gene KYAT1, whose product is annotated as kynurenine aminotransferase 1. Gene Ontology annotation, biological process: biosynthetic process. NCBI's taxonomy places the organism in Eukaryota, Metazoa, Chordata, Aves, Galliformes, Phasianidae. Gene Ontology annotation, cellular component: mitochondrion; cytoplasm. Gene Ontology annotation, molecular function: L-kynurenine:2-oxoglutarate transaminase activity; pyridoxal phosphate binding. The record is from RefSeq and is a predicted model, not a curated record.